Molecule: messenger RNA, 1527 nt
Organism: Parnassius mnemosyne (clouded apollo)
Lineage: Eukaryota; Metazoa; Arthropoda; Insecta; Lepidoptera; Papilionidae
Source: the annotation of a GenBank genome assembly
AUGCAAGCUGAAGGUGCCAAGGCUGGUGUUUUGGGAGAAUCCUGCCGAGUUGGAGUAAGAAUACCCCCGUUCAAUCCUGAUAACCCUGAACUAUGGUUCGCGCAACUGGAAGGGCAGUUCACGUUGUCCAGCAUCAGCGCUGACGCCACGAAAUUUUACUACGUCCUGGCACAACUGGAACCGCAACACGCAGCAGAAGUACGAGACCUAAUAGUUUCCCCACCGGCCGCAAACAAGUUUGAUACUUUGAAGGCGGAGCUGAUACGAAGACUGUCUGCUUCCCAGGAACGAAAUAUCAAACAGCUGUUAAUGCAUGAGGAGAUAGGAGACAGAAAGCCGACGCAAUUCCUUCGGCAUUUGCAGCACCUAGCUGGAGCAAAUGUACCAUCUGAGUUCAUCAGGACAAUGUGGGCAAGCCGACUUCCUACACACCUGCAGACCUGCAUCGCCGCGCAGCAAACGAAGAUGUCACUAGAAGACUUGGCCGAGCUUGCAGACCGUGUCAAUGACGUUCUUCCUGCAACUAUGCUAGCCAACAGUCAAGUACUUGCGCAAGUAGCUAGUACGUCAUCUACACCUACGGCCCCAAUUAAUAACACCAUGGAAGCCUUAACGCGGACAGUGACAGAGCUCAGCCAAAAAGUGGAAGCAAUGAGUAUGGAGUUACGGAAACUACCAAGGCAGCCAUUAGUGGCGGUAAACGACUGCCUAGCGAUUUCGAGCCGCCUGUUCAUUACGGACCGCAAAACAAAGGUGCAAUAUCUCAUCGAUACAGGUUCAGACCUGUGCGUCUUUCCGCGAUCCGCUGUUAGGGAGCCACGAAAUAAGACAAAGUACGAGUUGUUCGCAGCCAACGGAACAAUUAUCUCUACUUAUGGCUACUUGCCAUUAACAAUCGACUUAGGACUCCGACGAGCUUUUACUUGGCGAUUCACCGUAGCCGACGUCUCGAAGCCCAUCAUCGGCGUCGACUUUCUAGGUUACUACAACCUUCUAGUCGAUUGCCGUAACCAGCGUCUCAUCGAUGGCGUAACGUCGCUCACAGUUGCUGUACCACGUCAUACUUCAACAGAGGCAAUCUCAUCUGUUCGAAAAACCAUCGACGACUGCGCUUACCAUCGUCUGCUGAGAGAGUUUCCUGACCUCACUCGUCCUGCUGGUAAGCAAAAGUUAAUUAGGCAUUCAACGGUACACUACAUCCGCACUACUCCGGGUCCACCUGUAACCGGUCGUCCGCGUCGCUUAGACCCUGAGCGCCUGAAGAUUGCAAAGCAGGAGUUCGAUGAGAUGCUACAAAACGGCACGGCGUGCAGAUCCGAUAGCCCUUGGUCUUCGCCACUGCAUUUAGCUCACAAGAAGAACGGUGGCUGGAGACCUUGCGGUGAUUACCGUUCAUUGAACGCACGCACAAUCCCGGACAGGUAUCCCAUCAGACACUUGCAGGAUUUUACACACCAGCUGGCCGGAAGUACUGUCUACUCAACAUUAGAUUUGGUUAAAGCCUACAACCAGAUACCAGUUUUUUAA